GAAAGGACCAGUCCUAUAUCUACUGACCCUGUUCUUCUUUUUGUUUUCUUUCCCUUUUGACCAUGGUCACAAUAUUCAAGUAAAACUCUCUCCUCCCCCUCCCCGGCAUUUUCUUCCCAUUUCCAGAAUUACUUCUCCACCUCUCGACCCGCCCUCUCUUCCUCUCUCAUCCCCGAUUGUCCCGAGUCGAAGCCGGAUGAGAUAACAUACACAAAAUCCAACUAGAGACCACCCAACACAUACAAUAGAUCAUACAGCGCAGAACUUGAAGCGGGCCAAGGCCGAGGAGGAAAACAGCAGAGACGCUUCCUCCAAGAUGGCCUCCGGCAAGGGCGCGGACGAGGCGCCUCCGCAGAGCGCGAGCUCUCCCAAGUCGCACACCGAGCUCUACCCCAUGAGCAACUGGAAGUAUGACACCUUUCUGUGGUGCAUGUCCAUCUUUGUCGACCUUUUCUUCCGCGAGGUCCACCCACGAGGCUCCUGGAAGGUCCCAAGACAAGGGCCCGUCCUGUUUGUCGCCGCGCCACAUGCCAACCAGUUUGUCGAUGCCCUGAUCCUCCAGCGGACUCUACACAACGAGGCGAAACGGCGCGUGUCCCUCCUAGUGGCCCAAAAGUCCGUCCAUGGCUUCAUCGGCUGGGCCUCACGCCAGACAGGUGCAGUCCCCGUCGGCCGGGCACAGGACGCCGCCAAGCCCAAGGACGGCACUGUCUACCUGCCUGAACCCCUCAGAGACCCGACCCUGAUCCGCGGGAUCGGUACACAUUUCGACAAGGAGGCUGAGAUCGGCGGCAUGAUCUUUCUGCCCUCGGCCAAGGGCCAGGCGAGCACCAGCGUCGACGUCGCCGAGAUCUACGGGCCCGAGGAGAUCAGGGUUAAGCGCCCCUUCAAGACGAAGCUGGCGCUGUUCCAGCUGACGGGCCGCGAGGACAUCGACGAGUCGGGAACCUUUACGGACCAGAGCCUCAAGGGCCCCAAGCAGGGCUACGAGGGGACCAAGUACAAGCUGGCGCCCCACAUCGACCAGACCAAGGUGUACGAGGCCGUGUUCGACCGGCUGCGGUCCGGCGGCUGUGUGGGCAUCUUCCCCGAGGGCGGCAGCCACGACCGCACAGGGCUGCUACCUAUCAAGGCGGGCGUGGCGAUCAUGGCGCUCGGCGCACUGGCUGACUCGCCUGAUGUCGACCUGAAAGUGGUGCCAGUAGGCAUGAACUACUUCCACGCGCACAAGUUCCGGUCGAGGGCCGUGGUCGAGUUUGGGCAGCCGAUCGAGAUCCCCACGGAGCUCGUGGACAUGUACAAGCACGGGCAGCGGCGGGAGGCCAUCGGGCAGCUCCUGGACUCGGUGUACCAGGGCCUGGCGGCGGUGACGGUGCAGACGCCCGACUACGACACGCUCAUGCUCAUCCAGGCGGCGCGGCGGCUCUACAAGCCGACGGGCAAGAAGCUGCCCCUCCCCUACGUGGUGGAGCUGAACCGGCGGCUGGCCAUGGGCUACGAGCGGUACAAGGACGACCCGCGGAUCGUGCAGCUCUCGAGGGCGGUCAAGGAGUACAACCAGCAGCUCAAAUACCUGAAUAUUCGCGACCACCAGGUGCAGUAUGCGCGGAUGCCGAUCCACACCGUGGUGUUCACGGCCGUCUAUAGGGUGGUCAAGCUGCUGGUGCUCCUGCUGGGGACGCUGCCGGGCCUGAUGCUGUUCACGCCCGUGUUCGUGCUGACCAAGUACAUCAGCAUCCGCAAGGCCAGGGAGGCGCUGGCCGGGUCGUCGGUCAAGAUCCAGGGGCGGGACGUGAUGGCCACAUGGAAGAUCAUGACGGCGCUCUUCUUCGCACCCAUCCUGUACAACACGUACAUCUGCAUCUUUGUGUGGCGCGUGUACGCGGACCGGCUCUGGGGCUACUGGGACUACGUGCCGGGCUGGCUGCCGCUGUGGGUGGCGUUCCCGACGGGGUGGAUUCUGUUUCCGCUGAUCACGUUUGCGGCGCUGCGGCUGGGCGAGGUGGGCAUGGACAUCUUCAAGUCGCUGCGGCCGCUGGUCAUGUGCAUCAACCCGGCGUCGAGCUUCAACAUCCAGCAGCUGCGUGAGAGGCGAGCGGAUCUGAGCGAGCGGGUGACAGAGCUGAUCAACGAGCUGGGGCCCGAGAUGUUCUCCGACUUUGACAAGACGCGGAUUGUGGCGGACUCAGCGGUGACGACGACGACGAGGAGCAGGGAUGGCGACGAAGAGGAGGGCCGACCCAAGACCCCUGGGGCUGGGGCUGGGGCCUGGCCAGGGAGACGCGACAGCGGCAUGUCUAUCUCUGCCGAGGCGGACAGCCCGACGACGAAGCCGCUGGUGCGUCGCGACACCAACUCAUCGAGCCUGGGUCUGCCUCGAAACGAGUCGUACAGCAACAUUGGCAAGGUGGGCAUGUUCUCGACACGGCCGCCGUCGCGGUCGCGGAGCCGCAGCAGCAGCAGCGGCGGGGCGUUUGGGUCAGCAGGAUUCCCCAUCAGCGCGUUCACGACGCUGGACUCCAAGGAGGGGCUGGACGAGGUGAGCCGCAGGAUCCGCGAGGAGAUGAAGGGGCGGGGCGAGCUGCGGCGGCGCAAGAGCGAGGGGGGAAAGAAGGCGUUUGCGCUGCAGGGCGAGGACGACAGCGAGGACGAGGAGGAGGGCAAUGGGAAUGGGAUUGGGAAUGGGAAUGUGGACGGAGGGUACCGUUCUGGGAGGAAGGCGACGUAG
This is a messenger RNA of Cryphonectria parasitica EP155, 2728 nucleotides long. RefSeq lists its product as uncharacterized. Gene Ontology annotation, cellular component: endoplasmic reticulum membrane. Gene Ontology annotation, molecular function: glycerone-phosphate O-acyltransferase activity; glycerol-3-phosphate O-acyltransferase activity. Bases 317 to 2728 code for a protein of 803 amino acids. The transcript has 2 exons. Gene Ontology annotation, biological process: phospholipid biosynthetic process. NCBI's taxonomy places the organism in Eukaryota, Fungi, Ascomycota, Sordariomycetes, Diaporthales, Cryphonectriaceae. The record is from RefSeq and is a predicted model, not a curated record.